CUUCUUUUGCUCAGAAGACAAGAUAUGAAACCAAGAAGUCAAUUCCAAAGGAUGGUAUUUCUGUGAGAGAGUUAUCCAAGAAGAGAUUCACAAAGGAUGAUUCCAGGUAUCUCAAGUUUGAAGAAAUUUGGAAUUGUGAUGUCAGAUUCGCCAGGCAAAAGGGCAGCACAGAAAGACAGCAUUGGAGAUCAAUAGUCACUCCCAGAAAACCUUUUAAUGAGUUGAGUGUUCAUGACUUUGGAGGAAAGUUCAAUCUAGUGUCAGUUCUUCCACAACAGACAGGUCCAAUGAGAAGAAGUCUCCAUAAAUGUACAAUUGAAAAAAGCUUUGAGCAAUUUUCAGAACUAAGCAAAUGUAGUAAACUUUCCUUGGGAAAGACACUUUCUAAGUAUAAUAAGUGUAGAAAGCCCUUCAGUUACCAUUCAGACCUUAUUCAGUACCAUAGAAUACAUUCUGGAGAGAAACCCUGUAAAUGUAAUGAAUGUGGGAAAGUCUUUAGCAACAACUCAUGCCUUACUGUACAUCAAAGAAUUCAUACUGGAGAGAAACCCUAUAAAUGUAAUGAAUGUGGGAAAGCUUUUAGCCAGAAGGGAAACCUUAAUACACAUAAGAUAAUUCAUACUGGACUGAAACCUUUUGAGUGUAAUCAAUGUCAGAAAACCUUUGGCAACAAUUCAUCCCUUAUUCUACAUCAAAGGAUUCAUACUGGUGAGAAGCCCUUUGAAUGUAAUAUAUGUGGAAAAGCUUUUAGCCAGAAGGGAUACCUUAAGCAACAUGUUCAAAUCCACACUGGAGAGAAGCCCUUUGAAUGUAAUGAAUGUGGAAAAACUUUCAGCAAUAAUUACCACCUCACCCGACAUCAAAGUAUUCAUACUCAAGAGAAGCCUUAUGUAUGUAAUGAAUGUGGAAAAGCCUUCAGCCAGCAAGAGUACCUUAAGAAACAUAAGAGAAUCCACAUUGAAGAGAAGCCCUUUGAAUGUAAUGAAUGUGGAAAAGCCUUCAGUGACAAUCAGCAACUAACUCGACAUCAAAGUAUUCAUACUCGAGAGAAGCCUUAUCUAUGUAAGAAAUGUGGGCAAGCCUUCAGUAAUAGUUCCCACCUUAGUGAGCAUCAGAGAAAUCAUGCUCGAGGGAAACCCUAUAAAUGUAAUGAAUGUGGCAAAGACUUCAGGCACAGCUCAUCUCUUGUGCAACACCAAAGGAUUCAUACUGGAGAGAAACCCUUUCAGUGUAAUGAGUGUGAGAAAGCUUUCAGCCAGAGGGGAGAUCUUAAUAAACAUAGGAGAAUUCAUACUGGAGAAAAACCUUUCCAGUGUCAUGAAUGUGGGAAAGCUUUCAGUCAAAGAAAGUAUCUGACUGAACAUCAAGAAAUUCAUUCUCAGGAGAAACCCUAUAAAUGUAAUGAAUGUGGGAAAGCCUUCAGCAGGAAGAAGUACCUUACUGAACAUCAAGGAAUCCAUUCACGAAAGAAACCUUUUAGAUGUAAUGAAUGUGGGAGAAACUUCAGCCUAAGGAAAUUCUUUAUUAAUCAUCAGAGAAUUCUUCAUCCUCAAGAAAAACCCCGAGAAUGUAGUGAAUGUGGGGAGGUCUUCAGCAACAUUACAUCCUUUAUUGACCAUCAGAGAAUUCAUAUUGGAGAGAACCCAUUUAGAUGUAAUGAAUGUGGGAAAGCCUUCAGCAACAAUUACCGCCUUACUCAACAUCAAAGAAUUCAUACUGGAGAGAAAUCCUAUGUAUGUAAUGAAUGUGGGAAAGCUUUCAUUCAGAGAGGAGAUUUGACUAAGCAUCAGAGAAUUCAUACCGGAGAGAAACCUUUUCAGUGUAGUGAAUGUGGGAAAGCUUUCAACCGGAGUGGAAACUUUAAGCAACAUCAGAGAAUUCAUACUGGAGAGAAACCUUUUGAAUGUGAUGAAUGUGGAAAGACAUUUAGGCAGAGACAAAACUUUACCACACACAAGAAAACUCAUACUGGUGAAAAACCUAGUGAAAUGUAAUAAUCUAGGGGAAUUUUUUUUAGCUCAAAGGAACAUUCUAAUAAUAUCAAAAAAUUCAUGCUAGAGAGAAUCCUUAUAAAUGUAAUGAAUGUUGAAAGCCUUCAACAUGUGCUCAUCCUUAGGAAGUAUGAAAGAAUUCAUAUUGAAGCAAAACUCUGUCAAUAUAAUUGACCAUGGGAAAACCUGUGGAUUGUAGUUUAUGCUCUAUCAGAGACUUAAUCCUAGAAAUUAACUGUCAGAGAUAUAAUAACAUAGAAGAGGACUCAUAAAGACGUGUAAAUUGUUUGAUUCUAGAGUCAAGAUCUCAGAUUUUGUGACAAACUAUAAAAUUGUUGUGGUAUUUUUAAGAGAAAACUAUGUUUGCCUUUCCCCUGAUAUACAUAUUAGUUGCCAUUUGGCGACAAUUGCAUAGCAUAAGUUUAGGAUUUGAA
Messenger RNA from Vombatus ursinus (common wombat), 2425 nucleotides. Its product is annotated as zinc finger protein 883-like. The annotation marks the transcript as partial. The transcript has a single exon. The record is from RefSeq and is a predicted model, not a curated record. NCBI's taxonomy places the organism in Eukaryota, Metazoa, Chordata, Mammalia, Diprotodontia, Vombatidae.